ACUAAUAUUGAUGCCCAGCCAACGACGAAAAAUCCUUGGACCUUCAUCACCUCAAUUAGCAAGAGUGAUUCCGUCGGUUCAAAAAGCCUGUCAAGCUAUGCGCAACCUGAGCCUCAUGCUGUUGAUGAGGAAAGUAAAACCCUAAAUGCCGCCUGGGUGGACAAUGGACGCAAGGUUCGCUCGAAAAACUUUGGUUCCUCAGGCAUCAAAUCCUCAGCAAUAACUCCGAAUUCGCAAUUUUCAAGGCAAAAGUAUAUAUGGAAAAAUACAGUGUCUCAAGGAAAUCGCGGUCUGGUUGGAGUAAACAUGGAGGAGGAAGGCCAGGAGAGCCAGCCAGGAUUCUCUGAGGGCAUCAUAAUAGAGGAUGAGUCAUUUGACUCGACGAUAAACAGUAUUGAGGAUUAUGAGUUUAUUCGCAUCGUGAGCACGCAACCAGAAGACCUGGAGGCACAGCUGCAAUUGCUUCGUAGCCUAGAGCACUUGUGGACAACGAAGGCAGAAUCAGUUAAAAGUAUUGAACAUACCAAGGUAGCAAUCAACUGGUCCUCCGAUGCAAAAGGUAAUAUUAUGCUCAAAGAAAUUUUUAUUCUGCCUGUUAAUAAUGUUUAA
Messenger RNA from Protopolystoma xenopodis, 609 nucleotides. The record is from the annotation of a GenBank genome assembly. NCBI's taxonomy places the organism in Eukaryota, Metazoa, Platyhelminthes, Monogenea, Polystomatidea, Polystomatidae.